AUGCUCAGGGCGGCGGAGCCCCGAGCGGCCCGGGUGGAGGCUGGUGGCCGCGGUCCCUGGGCAGCGCCGCCCACGCAGUCCAAGCGGCUCACCUCAUUCCUCAUCCAAGACAUCCUGCGAGACCGCGCGGAGCGGCGCGGGGGACACGCGGGCAGCCCGCAGCGCCAGCGCCAGUGCCAGCGCCAGCCGGACCCUAGGAGGAGCCCCGAGCUAGAACCCGAGGAAGCAGGAGGUCGCGGGGCUCUGGGGGAGCCCCGGCCCCGGCCCAGCCCCGCAGAGACGCCGGCUCAGCCCGAGUCAGAUGGACAUUUUGAGACUUAUGUGUUGGACUGUGUGCACACUCCAGGAGACUUGUCAAGCGUCCCCCAGGUCACCAAGCAGCCGCAGAAGCGGUCCCGCGCUGCCUUCUCUCACACUCAGGUCAUUGAGUUGGAGAGGAAGUUCAGCCAUCAGAAGUACUUGUCUGCCCCUGAAAGGGCCCACCUGGCCAAGAACCUCAAACUCACCGAAACCCAAGUGAAAAUAUGGUUCCAGAACAGACGCUAUAAGACAAAGCGGAAGCAGCUGUCGGAAGACCUGGGAGUCUCCUUGCCCGUCCUGAAAGAAGACAGCCUGUCCAGCACCUCACUGGUCUCCAUGUAUACCAGCUACCCCUACUACCCCUACCUUUACUGUCUGGGCAGCUGGUGUCCAACUUUCUGGUAA
Psammomys obesus (fat sand rat) is the source of this 705-nucleotide messenger RNA. It is a transcript of the gene Nkx3-1, whose product is annotated as NK3 homeobox 1. The record is from RefSeq and is a predicted model, not a curated record. Gene Ontology annotation, cellular component: nucleus. Bases 1 to 705 code for a protein of 234 amino acids. NCBI's taxonomy places the organism in Eukaryota, Metazoa, Chordata, Mammalia, Rodentia, Muridae. Gene Ontology annotation, biological process: regulation of transcription by RNA polymerase II; cell differentiation. Gene Ontology annotation, molecular function: RNA polymerase II cis-regulatory region sequence-specific DNA binding; DNA-binding transcription factor activity, RNA polymerase II-specific. The transcript is spliced from 2 exons.